Messenger RNA from Microthlaspi erraticum, 240 nucleotides. Lineage: Eukaryota; Viridiplantae; Streptophyta; Magnoliopsida; Brassicales; Brassicaceae. The record is from the annotation of a GenBank genome assembly.
AUGGAACACUUGGAAGCAGAAGAUGUGUCACUUGAGCAUUUCGUCGAACCACUUCUAGAGAGAAACAAAGAUUUCGAGGGAGUUGGCUUUGCAGAGAAACUCCGUCUAAAGAUAGGUUCCGAUGAAGAAUAUGGAGUGGGUCUUGUUGAGAAACUUCUUGUGAACAUGGGUUUUGAAGAAGAAGAAGAAGUAGACUUUGUUGAGAAGCUUCGUGUGAAAACGGGUUUUGAAGAGAAAUGA